Molecule: messenger RNA, 955 nt
Organism: Malaclemys terrapin pileata
Lineage: Eukaryota; Metazoa; Chordata; Testudines; Emydidae
Exons: 3
Coding region: 205-870 (221 amino acids)
Source: RefSeq, a predicted model, not a curated record
AUUUCCAGUAAGUCAGAUGCCAAAGGUCUCUCUGGCAGAUAACCGGCCGAUUCCCCCUGCAAACAACGCCCCCUUCCCCCAUGUGGCUGAGCUAUUGACAGGAGAGGAGCUGCCUUUACAGGAAGUGCAGAGCUGAACCACUAGAGUUUUCCGAGUGACUGAGGCGGACUCAGCCCUGCCAGGAGCCAUCUGUGCCUUGCAGGGAUGGCGGGCAAGCACCAGAGUGAGGCAGGGGUGCCCAGGGAAAGGGAAGAGGAACAGGCUGAGUUUCAUACACUUGUCCAGGAGUUCCUGAACUACUUCUUGGGGGCCCACGUGUACCCCGAGCAAAGGGAACACCAGAGAAGGGAGGGGGAGCGCCAGCUGGUGCGAGCGCUGGUCGGCAGGAUCAUGGCUCUGGUGCACGAGUGCAAUGUGGAGAUGUUCACUGGAGAAGCCAUCCUGGUGGGCAGCCAAGCCCAGGACCUCCACGUCCGGACAGAGUCCAGCAGCAGCGACUACGACUUCCUGGUCCCCAUCCAGUACAACACGAACCUGAUCCUUAUGGGCAGCCUGUACAGCAAACUCUACACCCCAAAAAGUCAUUUGCCCGCCUGGGAGAGCAUGGAGAACAGGGUGCCGGUGUACCGCUGGGGGAACAAGGUGGUGGUGGAUUAUAACAAGCUGAUAAUGAGAGAUCUCUUGGAGAAGAAGACGGUGGACAUUGACCUCACAGAGGAAGACAUAAAAACAAUAAAUGACCGGCAGCUACGGCUUUGGAAGAAUAGCGUUAGUCCAUAUAGUGUAAUGACGGAAUUGUGGGAGUGUGUCCAGAAAGCUCUGAUUGAAGAGCAAAGAAACCCUGCUCCUGGAAUUAGUAAGUCAAAUUAGAUAAAUUAAGGGACUCUGUAAGUGGAGGAAUUAUAAGCACAAGCACGAGGGAAAUACAGAAGGGAAAACUGUUAAAUUGCGUAGG